This is a messenger RNA of Strongyloides ratti, 519 nucleotides long. Its product is annotated as NADH:ubiquinone oxidoreductase, subunit NDUFB4 family-containing protein. The record is from RefSeq and is a predicted model, not a curated record. Lineage: Eukaryota; Metazoa; Nematoda; Chromadorea; Rhabditida; Strongyloididae. Gene Ontology annotation, cellular component: mitochondrion. The transcript has 2 exons. The coding region runs from base 1 to 519 and encodes 172 amino acids.
AUGCGUUUAGGUGUAAGACUCUUGCGCCCAGCAGCAAAUCAAAAUGUAAAAUCUCCAAAAAUGUGGCAAGAUCCCACUUUUGGAUACUUUGAAAGUCAUGGGAAAACAGAAUUUCUUCCUGGAGAACAAUAUAAUCUUUCAGAUGAAGAAAAAAAAGCGGUUCUUUGGAGAUAUAGGGUAAAAGAAAUUUUAAAAAAAGAAUAUCUUAGAAGAGAAUACAAUCCACACGAAAUGAAACAUAAAGAGGGUGUUGUUAUGUGUCCUGCAAUGUUUCGAUGGUAUUCAGCUGACAUGAAUCAAGUAGAAUUUUUCCGUCUCACUCCACGUAGUGUGUUUCUUUAUGUUGGAUCAACAUGUCUUGCAUUUUACCUUUACACUCGAUUCGUUUUGUCAUCUUCUGAAAAAAGAGCAGAACAAUCCUUGAAUGGAGAUCUUCUUUGGUGGGAUCGUCAAACUGGACGUCUUGCUCUCACUGCAGGAAAUGGUCAUCUUUCUCCAGCAUAUGGUAUCGAAUAUUAG